CACGCACGUCUACAUGCGCUCUAGACUUUGGGCUCGUAGGGUGCAGAGGGGGAGGGGGCAACGGACACACGUAUUGUACGAGAUCGCGAGAGGCCGCCUCAGACACACACGCGUCGACGUACAUGCAGCGCGUCUUCUCCGAGCACAGUUAACCGCCGCACACGACCGCACGAACACGGACGAGCGCACACCACAUCUGCCGGACGCAACUGCUGCUGCGAUCGAUCGUCCAGCGCCCGACCCGGUCCCGUAGCACGUUCACGCACCACCUGUGGCACGUCGCCGACCUAGCACCGACCACACGCCGGGUUACCGCGGUAGCGGACGGAGCACGACAGCGGACAGCCAACAGCGAAGUUAACACCCGCGCACAGCCCGUCACCACCGACGACGCCGUCAUGAUUGCUGCCGGCGCGCGGGUCGCACUGACCGUGGUCACGAUAUUCGCAUGGUUCGCCGCAGGUCAAAGAAUAACAACAAUUCAGUUGGAUGGUACUCAAUAUUACAUAAGCAGAAUGAAUCCAUAUUCAGCAGAACUCAAUUACUUUUUGGCAUAUGAAUACUGUAGAUCAAUUGGAUUGCAGUUGGCUUCAUUUGAAACGCUAGAAAAAACUAAUUCCAUAUCGGACUUUUUGAGAAACGCAGGUUAUAACAAGUUUGAUUACUGGACGUCUGGAAAUCGCUUGGGUACUGACAUGCUUAUUUGGAUGUCUACCGGUCUACCGUUUAACACGACUUUCAAUCAGAUGAAACGUCCUGGAAGUCCAGAAAACAACGGUCUGGAUAAUGAUGACUUGAAAAUGAACGCGAGGCCGGAAUUGCCCAUAGCAAGGAAAAAGAGAGGCGAGAGCGGUUCCAGGGAUGGAUGCGUUGCGAUUAAAGCUCCUAACAUGGACUGGGUGACAGCUGACUGUACUGAUCUGAAAGAUUUCAUUUGCGAGCAGACCAGGUGUUACUAUUACAAUUAUGGGUCCAUUCCAGUGUCCUCCAGCCAGGGUUUUGGUUACAAACAAAAACUGACGGCAGCUCCACCAUCACUUUACUCAACUUUAUCUUUGAAGGGAAACGCCACCAAUUCUACCACUCCUAUUGUAACUACCACCUCUAAUUACCUUUCUUCUUCUGUUCUGACCACUACCACUCCAAGCUCUACCUAUCCUCCCACCGUCCCAACCAAUCCUACCAUCACCUCGACCACUACAACUACCACCACGGCAGAUAGCUAUACGGACGACACUUCUAGGGCUGCGGAGCUCGAACCCGAAAUAACUUUGACUACCCAAGGUCCGUGGGAAGACUCGUCGGUAAGCACUACUGAACAGCAGAUAUUCCAAGAGUCACAAACGUACGGUGAACAACCGAUCAACGAACACGCGGAUGAACAGUCGACCAACAACGAACGUGUGGACGGUCUGCAGCCACAAUACACCACUGAGUUGCCAACACUUAUCCAGAUGCACAACCAACAGCAACUCGACCAACAGCAGUACGAGCGACUGCAGGAAAAUGAUCAAGCGCAACAAGAAAUGCAACGGCGCAACAACGCGUACGCUUUCGAAUCGUUGGAAAAGGCUUUCGCCACUUCAGUACCGCACAAGAUCAGAACAACCAAAGACUUGGAACAGUCGAAAGACUCCGCUGCCACCGCUACCGUCGGGGAUCAGUUACCGUGGUCGUGGGCCAAAGACAUAAUGUUACAGAAACCCGUGUUGAAAAAAUCGUCGCAAGAAGUCGUUUGAUUUGACUAUUUCCAGUCCGUGGACAUAGCGAUUAGAUUUUUUCAGAACGUUUAUUUUCCCUUCUCUCUUUUUAUUUAAAAUUAAAAAAAUCAAAAAAUUAUCCAUGAACUCAAAACCACGUAAAAGCGUUGCUCUCUCGUGCACUUCUCUCAGUGUCAAUUAUUUAAAGUGAAUAAAUCGUACAAGAUAUUUAAUUUUAAUAUUAAUAUUGUUAAUAUUAUUAUUUAUUAUUAUUAUUACUAAUAUUUAUUAAUAUUAAUAAAUAUUUGUAUUUCAAUUCAGCAUUUUUUUUAUAUUUAUAUUAUCAAUAAAUAAUUUUUAUGUUCUCGACGAUUUAUUCUAUUGAGUUAUGGUGGUCUUUGCGUUCUUAUACGAUUGCUCUAUGUAUUAGCCUAAUAUUAGAAAAUUAACGAACAUAAUGAACAAAUCAAAUCGGUACAAUAUAAAAGAAAAUAAUAAGCAGAACGAAAAUUAAUGUUAUUUUUAAUCGUUUUA
Sipha flava (yellow sugarcane aphid) is the source of this 2234-nucleotide messenger RNA. It is a transcript of the gene nw, whose product is annotated as C-type lectin 37Da. The transcript is spliced from 5 exons. The record is from RefSeq and is a predicted model, not a curated record. Lineage: Eukaryota; Metazoa; Arthropoda; Insecta; Hemiptera; Aphididae. The coding region runs from base 399 to 1739 and encodes 446 amino acids.